Molecule: messenger RNA, 2899 nt
Organism: Octopus bimaculoides (California two-spot octopus)
Lineage: Eukaryota; Metazoa; Mollusca; Cephalopoda; Octopoda; Octopodidae
Product: SMAD family member 6
Biological process (GO): cell differentiation; SMAD protein signal transduction; regulation of transcription by RNA polymerase II
Cellular component (GO): heteromeric SMAD protein complex
Molecular function (GO): I-SMAD binding; transcription regulator inhibitor activity
Source: RefSeq, a predicted model, not a curated record
AUGUUCCGUUCUAUUAAACGUAACGCCCUUGUGAAGCGCUUGUGGAAAAAUCGCAUUCUACACAAUGAAACCUCGGGUACGACUGAAAACGGUGGCGCAGAUGAUCCUUACUAUGUAUGCUGUAAUCCUUACCACUGGAGUCUCUUACUGAACACAGAGUCCUUACCAGUCAGUAACUGCGGAUUAAACACCGAACGGGUAAAAGUGACGACAGACCGCCUGUUGUUGGCAAGGGAUCCUGUUUCAACUGAAACUGGUCUUACCCCAACUCCCUAUCGGUUGUCUUCUUCAGAUGGUGUCAAUGGUACACAGAACUAUUGGUGCAGCAUCGCAUACUGGGAAAUGAAGGAGCGAGUGGGACGGUUAUUCCGUGUGCAGCAACCAACCAUAAACAUAUUUCAACUCUUACCUCAUGGUGACGGCAUGUGCCUCGAUAUUCUACAGACCGAGUCCAGCCAGGAGGCCGUUCGGCGGACCCGCGAGAAGCUGGGGCUCGGAAUCAUACUAAGCAAAGAGGGCAACGGCGUAUGGGCAUACAACCGUUCAUCUUGCCCGAUUUUCGUCAACUCGCCCACGCUGGAGACCCCUAACAGCCGAGCGCUGGUGGUACGGAAAGUUAUGCCCGGAUAUUCAAUCAAAAUUUUUGACUAUAAAUGUUCGGAACAGUUUGAAGCAAUCCGAGAUCCUCAGUAUUUAGACGGGCCUUAUGACCCCAGUUCCAUCCGGAUCAGCUUUGCAAAAGGCUGGGGUCCUUGUUACUCUAGACAGUUCAUAACUUCUUGUCCGUGCUGGAUUGAAAUUUUAUUGAAUGUCAAUAGGUGAUAAAAAUGUUAAUACUGUUUUACUAUUAUUAUUAUUAUUAAUAUUAUUAUUAUUAUCAUUAUUGUUUUUUUUUUUUCAUCUUUUAUUUUAAAAUCACGUUUUUUUUUUUUAAAUUAAAAUUUUUUUUUUUUAUUAUUAUUUUAUUUUGAAAAAUGUACAUAUGCCUGCAGGCCAUCAUAACCAUGUUUCGAAGGGGAGGUGGAGAUAUACUUUUUGUGUGUGUGUGUACAUGAGAGAGGGCGGGAAGGGUUUUUUGUGCGCAUGUGUAUGUGUGUGUGUUACCCCCCUCCAUUGCGCAUGCCCUUCUAAUUUAACAAAAAAAGCUGUGUGAAUCAAGUGAAACAUGAGCCAAAAGAAAAUGCACUGGGGGGGAAAGGUGAACCACUGUAUCCUGGGAUGGGGUUACUAUUAUCAUGUACUAUGGUCAUAGAAGUAUUAUUAUUAUUAUUUAGAUUAGUACAAUCAGUAAGGAAGAAGGGAUAUUUAGUUACAUUCCUUCUGUAUGAUUUUUGUUUUUUAAAUUUUUCCAUGAUCAACAUUGCUUUCUAAGGUUGAUAUAACUUACCCCCUCUACCCAAAACUUGUAGCAUUAGACUUAAGUUUGAAAGUAAUUAUCAAAAUCUUUAUUGUUAUUAUUAUUAUUAAUAUCAAUUAUUAUUAUGGUGGUGAGCUGACAGAAAUGUUAACACACUGGGCGAAGUGCUUAGCGGGAUUUUGUCUGUCUUUAUGUUCUGAGUUCAAAUUCCACCUAGUCAACUUUGCCUUUUGUCCUUUUGGGGGUCGAUGAGAUAAGUACCAAAAUUGUUGCCCUUGUGGCAAAAUUUGAAACUAUUAUUAUUAUUAUUAUUAUUAUUAUUAAGGUGGUAAGCAGAGUUGUUAGCGCCCCAGGUAAAACGCUUAAUGCUAUUUCAUCUGUCUUGAUGUUCUGAGUUCAAAUUCUGCCUGGGUCAACUUCGCCUUUCUGGGUUAACUUGAAUACAUACACCCUUCUCUUUGAAAUCCUAUGGCUUUGUGUCUGUAUAAGAAUAUAUUAUUAUUAUUAUUAUCAUCAUCAUUUUAUUUAGACACCUUUACAUUUGAGAUUCCAAUCAUGUGGGGUUUGAUUGUAUCAAGCAGAACUUUCUGCUGCUUUACAAAUACUUGGCCAACAUACCAUGUCAUUAAUUAUCUAACAGCAAUUAAGUCUUUAAAUUUGAUGAUUUACAUUAAGUGCAUAUAUGUACAUAUAGACACAGUGUGUGUGUGUACACACACUCAUAUAGUUGGGGAUGGUCAUUUUUUGCUAAUUAAACAUAUGCACUAUUUGAUCUUCACUUUAGUUUGUCUGUCAAAGUUCUUUUGCCACAUACUGUGACCUCUUCUGCAACUCACUCUCCCAUAUGUCUCCUCUUGUUUUGUCUAUUCCAUUUUGUUCUUCUCUUGCCUUAACAUUUCCAGCCUUUAACUCUGAUCAAUUGUUAAGUGUGUAGUCUUUAUUUAACUAUGUUCUGUGUGUAGAGAGCAACCUUCUGGGGCUGAACUGACGUCAAGUAGAGAUUAUUAGAAGACCUCGCGUGCUUCUCUCUGAAGACUGAUUUGACAGGUGAGUAAGAAUAUGAGAAAGCUCACAGACACACACAAGUGAGAAAUGCAUCAAGACAUGUUUCUGAAAGUGUGAUACAACCUCUUCAGUAAGGAAUGUAAGAGGAUCGGCCAAAUUUAUAAGGGGCCAAACAUAAACAUGAGGAUGAUGAUUAGUAGUAAGGAAAAUAAUAAUAAUAAUAAUAAUGGAAACAAUAAUAGUAAUAGUGGAAUUCUGAUCUGUAUGUGUGUAUAAAAAUAUAGGUUCUGGACAUAUGAUAAGAAGCUUGCUUCCCAACCACAUGGUUCCAGUUUCAGUCCCACUGCAUGGCACUUUGGGCAAGUGUCUUCUACUAUAGUCUCAGGCCAAUCAAAGUCUUGUGAGUGGAUUUGGUAGACAGAAACUGGAAGAAGCUCGUAUGCAUGCUGUUGUGCCUGUGUUUAUAUCCCUGUAACUUAGCGGUUCGGCAAAAGUAACUGAUAGAAUAGGUACCAGGUUUAACAAAAAAAAAGAAAA